GCGGGCGCGUGGGCGGCGCGCGCGCUGCUGCUGCUGGGGGAGCCUGGCGCGGGCAAGUCGAGCUUCGUGGCGCACGCGGCGGCGGAGGCGCGCCGGCGCCGGCCCGCCCGCUGGCACGUCGUCGUCCCGCUGCUGGCGCACACGCGGCUCCUCCGCCAGAUGCCUCCGGCCACAGGGCUCACAAAAGACGACUUGCUGGAGAUAGUGGCGGCCGCUAGCGGCGUCGUUGACGACCAGGCGGCGCGUCGCUGCCUAAAGGCGGCGCUCUUUGAAAGCGGAGCCAUCACCGUCUACGUAGAUGGCGUGGACGAGGUGAUGCCCGUGCACAAGGAGAAGGCGAUGCGACUGCUCGAGGUCUUUCUGCAGGACGCGCACCCCGGCGCGCGCCUCUGGGUUGCCUCCAGGCCAGAGGCGGAGGCGUCUUUGAGCCGCCUGCUGCGCUGCGCGCCGCUCUCUCUGCUGCCGCUGGAGCGCUCCCAGCAGCUGCGCUUCCUCUCGCAGCAGUGGGCCAGCCGGCUGGGCGUUCCGGCCGCGACGGUGCUGCCCCUGGCGGAGGAGCUGGCGGAUGCAGUGGCGCGCAUUCACGUGGUGCCCUCUCCCGAGCGUGGUUUGGAAAUGUUGCUGAACGCACUCGCUGGAAUUCACGAACGCACUUCAGAUGAGGAGGAAGAACUGCAGAGCGGCAAUCAAAGUGCAUCCAGGGUUCUUGGCGAGUUAUUCUCUAAGAUUCUAAGUACCGUUGAAACUGAAUUUGUCAAUAGAAGUUCAUUGCUGCAAACUCCUCUUCAUCUGAAAAUGGUAGAGGAGGGUUUCUCUCAGGCCGCAAGCGACGCUCUGCAGUCUGGAAGCAAUCUUCUAAAGGAGAAGUUUAAUCAACUGCAAAUAUUCGAUCGCUUUAUUGAAUUGAAGCGCAGACAUUUUGAAGAGAAACAUGGCAUGACGCACGUGAAUUCCAGUGCCCGAUUCACAGAUUUUGAAGACGACUUUUUUAUGAGAUUUCAUCAGACGUUCGCCCUGAAGAUUUUUAGUACCUUCGUUUCUGAAGCCGACGUCCCGGGUUUGGCAAAGAAGCUUGAAAAGUUCAAAAGAAGCCUUCCGAAGGAGAAAACAGGGAUCCUCUGGCAAUCGGAGAGCGGGGAACCUCAGUUCGUGCACUUCAGCUUCAUCGAGUUCUUCGUGUCGACGUGGCUGUACGACAACCUGGCGGGCAAGCGCAGCGCGCCAGCGAAGCGCCUGCUGCAGGCGCUGCUGGAGGGCGAUGCCGGGCGAGCGGUGCUGCUGUUCCUCGACCUGAGGCUGUGCCAGGGGCUGCGAGCGCACCAGGCGGCGCUGGCAGGCAACGCACGCGCCUUGCAGGAGGCCUUGGCGCGGGGCGAGCCCGCGGACGCGCGCGACGCCGCCGGCCGCUCGGCCCUCCAUCUGGCGGCGGCCUACGGAAGGAGCGCGGCCGUCGACGAGUUGGUGCGCGGAGGAGCCAACGUGGAGGCCCGCGACGUGAUGCUGGGCUGGUCGCCGUUGCAGUAUGCCUACGCAGCGCAGUGCGUGCCUGCGAUGGAACGCCUGCUAGCUGCGGGCGCCGAUCGUGGGCAUCUCUGCGGCGAGAAAAAUUGGUUUUCCUUGUUUACAGCUACUGUCCUUGACCUCCCUGAGGUUUUCCAUUGUUUUCUACAAAGAAGAAGUGAAUCACCAUCAAGCAUGCUUCUGGGAUUAGCGGCAAAUUAUGGAUCCAUAAAGGUGAUAGACAAACUUUUUGAAGUAGAUCUGUCAGUAGAUGUUACCCUCGCUUGUAAUUCUCACAGUUCUACUCCUCUCCAUGUCGCUAGUUGUCGUGGUCACAAGAAAGUGGUCAAAUACUUCAUAAGUAAAAAUGCUAAUCCUAAAGUGAAGGACAACGCAGGGGCUGAACCCAUACACGUAGCAGCGAAAGAUGGCCAUAAAGAUAUUAUGGACACCCUUUUGAAUGCCGGAGCAGACAUUGAGUCACCAGAUCAUGCAAACUGUACUCCACUUAUUUGGGCAACAGCAUGGGGAAGUGUGGAAGCUGUCACGUACCUCCUGCAGAGAAAUGCAAACAUCCGCGCAAGAGCUAGUCGCGGUCACCAAUCUAUUCAUAUUGCGGCAGAUAGAGGCCACACUCAAAUUAUAAAGAUCCUAUUAGAUGCGGGUGCAGACAUCGAAUCUAUUGAUGAUAAUAAAAUCACUCCACUUCAUUGUGCAUCUGGAAGUGGACAUGAGGAAGCGACAAAACUUCUCCUGUCACAAGGGGCAGACAUCCAUGCAAGAGCUAGCGUUGGACGGCAGGCUAUUCACUUAGCAGCAUCUCAUGGACACACACGAAUUAUAGAGAUCCUGUUAGAUGUGGGUGCAGGCAUCGAAUCUGUGGAUGAUAAUAAAAUCACUCCACUUCAUUGUGCAUCUGGAAGUGGACACGAGAAAGCGACCAAACUUCUCCUGUCGCGAGGAGCGGAUGUUCAUGCAAGAGCUAGGGAAGGACAUCAGGCUAUUCACGUAGCAGCAACUUGUGGACACGCACAAAUCAUAGAGAUCCUAUUAGGUGCGGGAGCUGACAUAGGAUCUGUUGAUAAUAACAAAAUCACUCCACUUCAUUGUGCAUCUGGAAGUGGACACGAAGAAGCGACCAAACUUCUCCUGUCGCGAGGGGCGAACGUUCACGCAAGAGUUAGCGAUGGACGGCAGACUAUUCACUUAGCAGCAACUCGUGGAUACACUCGAAUAUUAGAGGUCCUUUUAGAUGAGGGAGCUGACAUCGACUCAUCUGUGGUUGAUAAAAUUACUCCACUUCAUUGUUCAUCUGAAAGUGGACACGUGGAAGCGACCAAACUUCUGCUGUCACGAGGAGCGGACGUCCACACAAGAGCUAGCAAUGGAGGGCAGCCUAUUCACUUGGCAGCAAAUCGUGGACACACUGAAGUAGUAGAGAUCUUAUUAGAUGCGGGAGCUGACAUCGAAUCUGUUGAUGAUAAUAAAAACACUCCCCUUCAUUGUUCAUCUGGAAGAGGACACAAGGAAACGACCAAACUUCUUGUGUUGCGAGGGGCAGACGUUCACGCAAGAUCUAACGAUGGACAGCAGGCUAUUCACCUAGCAGCAACUUGUGGACUUACUCAAAUCAUAGAGAUCCUAUUUGAUGCAGGAGCUGACAUCCAAUCUCUUGAUGACGAUAAAUUCUCUCCACUUCAUUGUGCAUCGGGAAGUGGACACGAGGAAACGACCAAACGUCUUGUGUUGCGAGGAGCGGACAUCCACACAAGAACUAGCAAAGGAGAACAGCCUAUUCACUUGGCAGCAAUUCGUGGACACACUCAAAUAGUAGAGAUCCUUUUAGAUGCGGGAGCUGAUAUCGAAUCUGUUGAUGGUAAAAUGACUCCACUUCAGUGUGCAUCAGGAAGUGGACACGAGGAAGCAACCAAACGUCUUCUGUUACGAGGGGCAGACGUCCAUGCAAGAGCUCGCAAUGGACGGCAGGCUAUUCACUUAGCAGCAAUUCAUGGACACACUCAAAUAGUAGAGAUACUAUUAGAUGCGGGAGCUGAUAUCGAAUCUGUUGAUGAUGAUAAAAUCACUCCACUUCAUUGUUCAUCUGGAAGUGGACACGAGGAAGUGACCAAACGUCUCCUGUCGCGAGGAGCGGAUGUUCAUGCAAGAGCUAGCGAAGGACAGCAGGCGAUUCACAUAGCAGCAAAUGGUGGCCAUACUCAAAUCCUAGAGAUACUGUUAGAUGUGGGUGCAGACAUCGAAUCUGUGGAUGAUGAUAAAAUCACUCCUCUUCAUUGUUCAUCUGGUAGAGGACAUGAGGAAACGACCAAACAUCUUGUGUUGCGAGGGGCGGACGUGCACGCAAGAACUAGCGAUGGACGGCAGACUAUUCACUUAGCAGCAACUUAUGGACACACUCAAAUAGUAGAGAUACUAUUAGAUGCGGGAGCUGACAUAGAAUCUGUUGAUGAUGAUAAAAACACUCCACUUCAUUGUGCAUCUGGAAUGGGACACAAAGAAAAGACUAAGUUUCUCCUGUCCCGUGGGGCGGCCGUACACGCAAGAGCAAGCAAUGGAAGGCAGCCUAUUCACUUGGCAGCCAUUCGUGGACACACUCAAAUACUUGAGAUCCUAUUAGGUGCGGGAGCUGACAUAGAAUCUGUUGGUAAUGAUAAAUUCACUCCACUUCAUUUUGUAUCGAGAAGUGGACACGAAGAAGCGACAAAGCUUCUCCUGACUCGAGGGGCGAACGUUCACGCAAGUGCUAGCAAAGGACAACAAGCUAUUCAUAUGGCGGUAAAAGCUGGUAACAUUCUCGUCCUCGAGGCGCUAUUGCGUGCUGGAGCAGACAUUGAAUCUGUAUAUGACGGCCAGACCCCGCUCUUGUGCGUAAUUAUGUAUUGCAUAUUUAAAUCGAACGUAACUGAUGUGGCCGUUUCUUUAGGACCGAGGGCAAAUAUACCACCUGGCCACAUGGCUGUUGUGGAGCGCCUGCUCCGAGCAGGAGCUAACCCCAACGUGUCGGCAAUUGGCCGGAAGGUGAGCGCAGAGACGGCGUGGGUGGUUUGGGCCUCCGUUGCCACGCCUCUCAUACGAGAGCUGCUGCAUAGGACAUCCCUCGACGGGUCUAAUCAGUAA
This is a messenger RNA of Gryllus bimaculatus (two-spotted cricket), 4635 nucleotides long. The record is from the annotation of a GenBank genome assembly. NCBI's taxonomy places the organism in Eukaryota, Metazoa, Arthropoda, Insecta, Orthoptera, Gryllidae.